AGCUCUCAAAAAUGAUUUAUUUUCAUGCCAUAUUUCUGCCUUCGUCCCGUCCUCCGGUGAGCUCCAGUUUGAGUGACGUCACACAAUAGAUCGGUGAUCAGCUGAGCUAGCUGCCAGCUGCAGCAGAAAUCCUCACAUCCAUUCACUUUGCGUGUACUUUGAUUUUGUCUCAACCGGUGCCGCUGGUACGGUAUUGCGAGCAAAAUGACGGCUGUUGAUGAGGAAAUUGAAUUUUUGGAUAUGGACAUUGACAUCAGUGACGAAAGUGAUUAUAAUGACAGCGAUGACGAUGAUGAUGGGGAAGUAGGAGAGCUUGAAGGAGAAGAAGAGGAAAGACUCGUUGAUGAACGAGAUCAAAUUCCGCAACCUUACCAGCACGAACCAGAGCCUGUGCAGCCGCCGGAACCGGGUGCGAUACCUCUCGGUGAUGGUGUGGGCUUUCGUGGAAACAGAGACAUUACUCGUCUCGACCCAAGGAAUACCGAUAACUGGUGUCAGUGCGGCCAUUGCGAGAUUUUACCGUCGUUCAAUGUUGGAGACUGUCUCUGCUGCAGAGAAAUUGCAGAGGUGGCAAAAGAGGGGGAAGGCGUGGAGUGCAUCACCCAAGCUCGGGAUUUUUAUCCAGCCAUACUCAACCCCGUAACAUUGUACAUUGCAUGGCAACAUUUCACGGAAAGGUGGCGAAGGCAGGCAAGAGCAUUUGGUGCUCGAAACAAUGAGAAAUAUCGAUAUGUUGCCUAUCGCCAAUUUGUUAGGUGGUGCUGGGGCAUCUUGGGCAAAGACAUCAGAGUACAGCUCCCUGCUUGCGUCCAGGCCAUCAUCAAGAAUACAUAUCCAGAUGGAAAUAACAUCUAUCGAGGUACUGUGCUGAGACGGCUGGAAAUUUGAUUCACAAACUAUAACGUUUUUGUGUUCUCUCUACAUGAAUUUGCUGGACUCAUUUUCUGUGAUACUUUUUUCACCUUUUUUGUAUAAGUUGCAGUGUUCUUUUUACAUUCCGGUAAUGGUAAUUCUCUUAUAGUUAUUAAUAGAUAUUUAUAACAUGUACCAAUCUUUGUCCAAAUAAGAAAUAAUGUACAGUAGGACUAUAGAAAUCUGCAUGACAUCAUGGGCAAAAUUCAGCUACAUGUAAGAGUUAAAAAUGACUUGCAUAAUAUGGAUCUUUGUAAUUUUGAUACAAUUUUCAUUGUAGUACCAUGAGAACCUUUAUUAUGAUUGAUUAGCCAUGUGGUAGUUGGCAAAACUGCCAAGUUACUUUGAGAAUAUUCUUUUUGUGUAAAGACUUGUGAUUUUUCAACAUAUCGCUUCAGAACAACUCAAAUUAAGUCAUAGGACACAGUGAUGCAAGAAUCAUUCAUCAGUCUUAGAUUGGGGGGGGGGGGGUGCAAGUACAACUUAUGCUCAUACAUGUACAUGGAAAAAAGGUAGCAAAAUUGCUGAAAUCAGGAAAUCUACAUUUUCAUUAUAUUUUUUAAUGAACAAUACAUGCAGUACAGUGUAUUUACUGCUUUGUUUCUCUCACCUAUUAUGAAUUUCCUCAUUUCAGCUUGAUGAUGGAAGACUUACCACAGAUACUCUUGUUUCUCUUGCCAUGUAAAUUUUGUAGUUUUAUCUCAGGUAUACAAGUUGGCCAAAUGGUAUACUGUCAAGAUCUUUCAACUAAUGUAAACCAAAUAUCAUUACUAGAUAUUAUCAAUCAGCAUUAGAAUUUUAUAAUUAGGUAAAGUAUGUUGAUGACUUUGCCUUUUCAUGGCAGCUGGUAUUGUUCUUGAGGUGUAAAGAAUUUAUGGAACAAUUUGGUUCUAAGUUCAAACGGAUAUCUUUACAUGUAGGGCCUACAUGUGUCUUAUAAAUACAAACAGCUUUCCAAUUCAUGUUACCUGUGAAUCUGAACUGUUAUUCCUUUUUUCCCCUUAUGUUCUUUCAUGGAUAUUUCAUAAGUCUAUUUCAAUAUAUAUUAUGAAGUACAUGUACAUAUUAUUUUCAUAUAUUUGUAUUUAUCUUUUUUUUGCAAUAUGAUGUCAGACUUGCUGCAAAUAAUCUUGUCACAUAGAUUUUGCGGUGUUUAAUCAGGGUUUUUCUUUUGUAACAAC
Messenger RNA from Lytechinus variegatus (green sea urchin), 2093 nucleotides. RefSeq lists its product as uncharacterized. Lineage: Eukaryota; Metazoa; Echinodermata; Echinoidea; Temnopleuroida; Toxopneustidae. Bases 205 to 888 code for a protein of 227 amino acids. The record is from RefSeq and is a predicted model, not a curated record. The transcript has 3 exons.